Messenger RNA from Ambispora leptoticha, 1039 nucleotides. NCBI's taxonomy places the organism in Eukaryota, Fungi, Glomeromycota, Glomeromycetes, Archaeosporales, Ambisporaceae. The record is from the annotation of a GenBank genome assembly.
ACAAUGUUUCAUUGAUGGUAGACGUGCGCCACAAAUAUAUGAUCCAGCUAAUGCAAAGCCGAUGACAACUAAUAAUCUUACAGAGCGAAUGCAUAAAACAGUGGAAGCACGACAUAGUGGAACACAAACAGUCAUUUCUUUUAUUGAACGUUUGUACGAACAUAAACAAUCUCCACCAAAAAAACCUAUUGAUAUCAAACGUCGAAUUAAUCAGGGGCGUCUUUAUGUUCUGCUUGGUCUAGUUAUGCCAAUAAUUGGAUAUGAAAAUUAUAUGUUCGUUGAAAAACGGUGUAAGAAGUUUCAGUCACUAUACAAUCAUUAUUCUAUUACUAUGUCAGUAGAAAUAACAGAAAAAAUUGAUGCAAUGAUUAAUAAGUUACAAGUACAAGAUGUUAAACAAAGUCUAGUAAAGUUUUUUAAAGAUAAGGAGCAUGCAAUUGCUUUAAAAAAAAAGAAUCAUAUUAUUUAUAAUGGAACCAUUGAUGAAGCUUAUCAAGAAAUACUGCGGCUCUUUAAUUAUGUUGAAAAUGAUAUCUUUUUUUCUGCUGAUCAAAAAAUAGCAGCACAGGAUCCAUUCCGUCCAAUAAGCAAUAUGCAAAUUCCCACGACAUUGAAUAAUUUUCAAGAAUCAGCCAGUUCACAAAGUAUUGAUAAUUCAACAACUAGCGAUCAGGUCAAUUCUGCACAAAAUUAUAAUAAUAGUGUGCAUGAUAAUACUUUAGAAAUUGCCGUUAAUAUGCCUCACUCCGUAUGCCGACGUAAUACUACAAGGAUUCAGAAUAAAUGUCGUACUCCUACUAAAGCUCCACAAGCACCGGGUGAUGGAAAAGAAAAUAAUUCAACACUGGCCGUUAAAAGGUCACUUGAAGAGCUAUUUCUUGAAAAAGAAUGUUCCUGGAAUCCCAAAGAAUUUACAAACAUGGCGGUAACAAAGAAGUUAUGUUUGGACAACGAUCCUACAGAAAAUGGAGUAAAACUGUAUAGGUGGAUUAGUAAUCGAAAAAUUCGUGCAAAGGGUGCAAAAAAUGCUAGCAUCUAG